ACACAAACCAGCUCAUGGAGUUUUGAGCUGAUUGUUGGUUUAUUGAAUAUUAAUAAUUGAAUAGUUUUGUUUUAUGACGGCACUACUAUGGUGACAUUCAACACGUUUCUUUCAUUUGUAUUACUUCUCAAGACUGCAGGGGUUGAUGGUCAAUACUCUGUUCAGGCAUUUUACAGUCCUCCAUAUGUUUGUGCAUUGAAGGGCUCAAGUGUAAAAAUAUCAUGUACUCUAAGACAUGAUACUGAUGAUGCGAUGAAAGAAGUCUCAUGGCACAAUACUGCUAGAGGAAUGCCUGAACUCUGUUUUAACAGGAUUGAGUGUCACAGUGAGACUAAAGACACUCACAUCAUCACUUUGACAAAUGUGACAGAAUCUGAUGAACAGAUCUACUACUGCAGCAUUGUAAGAAGCAAACAUGUAAUAAUGAAAGGGUUUCCUGGAGCUCAACUUGAUGUCACGGAUCUCCAGGUGGAGACACAACAGAGAGUGAAAGAGGGAGAUUCAGUCACUCUUACAUGUAAAACCACCUGCAGACUGACUAAAGAAACAACAUUCAUCUGGUACAGAAAUGGGCAGCGAUUAACUGAAGGAAGAUGUACAGUCAAACAGUUUCGCCUGCUGUCAGUCAGUCGUCACGAUUCAGGAUUCUAUAGAUGUGCUAUAAGAGGAUACGAACAUCUGUCCUCUUCCCCUUAUAAUCUAAAUGUAAGAUAUCCUCCUGAGAAAACUUCAGUCUCCAUCAGCCCUUCUGGUGUAAUAGUGGAGGGUGAUUCAGUGACUCUGACCUGCAGCAGUGAAUCAAAUCCACUUGUUCGGACCUACAGCUGGUUUAAGGACAAUAAAACCUUACCUGAAGAAUAUGGACAGUAUUACACCAUCACUAACUUUAGCUCCGGUCUCAGUGGAUGGUUUUACUGUGUGGCUCAGAAUAAACAUGGAUCUCAGAGAUCACCUGCUGUAUUACUCACUGUCAAAGGAAACACUCCAGCUGUGAAUGUGCUGACAGUUGCUGUGGUUCUGGCUGUUGUUAUGACAUCUGUCAUUCUAAUGGUUGCCAUAGUGAUGUUUAUCAGAAGAGAAAAAGUGCCAACAUUAGAGGAAGAAAAUAACAAAGAACAGAUGGUGGCACCAGAGGCAGCAUACAUGACCCUUGACCCCACAUCCAAAAGUGCUGAUUACGACACAGUGCAUGAUACUACGAUUAAAACCGCUGGUGAUCCAACAAGUGUCUCUCAAGCUCAGGAUCCAACGUAUUAUAACGUUGACAAGGAAGAGUGUUGGCCUUCAGAGAGGAAGUACAGAGUCACCGGAUGUGUGUGUGACAUGUUUCAGACAGAUGUCUCCACAGAACACAAUACAUCUGCUUCUUCACUCAUUUCAGGACAUACAUGUAUGAUCAUAGGAGACCACAAUAAAGCAAGAAUGUUUGCUCUUUUCUGUAUUAUUAUGCUGCUUGUGAAUCCAGGAAUGUGCAGCCACAAAUGGGCAGUCAAUUACUUCAACAAAAUGAAAUGUGCCCUUAAGGGCUCUACAAUAAUUUUGUCCGGCAAUUUCACACAACCCGAUUAUCUCACUCGAACUGAGAUAUUCUGGACUGUAAAUCCAGUUCGAGAAAAGAAGACGCCUGAUCUGUCUAUAGAACCAGAAUAUAAAGGCAGAGUUAAAUACAUUCUGAGUGACGACCAAAUCUUCAAUCUCACACUAUAUAAUGCGACAAAUGAAGAUGAAAAAAUGUACUGCGUCAGGAUCAUGACGGAUAAAGAACAUGAAAAAUAUCUGGGCUAUCCUGGAAUUGAGCUCAAAGUGACAGAACUCAAUGUGGAGGUUCCUGAAGAGGUCGUAGAGGGAAAUUCAAUAGUUUUGUUUUGUAAAACGACCUGCAACUUUUCAGAGAGCACAAAAUAUAGCUGGUACAAAAACAAAAUCCCUUUAUUAGAAUCAUUCAGUAGAAAAGAAAUGUUUCUGCAGCCGGUCAGCAGUGAUGAUGCAGGAGAAUACAGCUGUGCACUAAGAGAACAUAAAGAUCUGCCUUCCCCUGCUGUCAUGCUCAAUGUCAGAUAUUCACCAAAGAACAGCUUGGUGUCCAUCAGUCCAUCUGGUGUAAUAGUGGAGGGUGAUUCAGUGAAUCUGACCUGCAGCAGUGAAUCAAAUCCACCUGUUCACAUCUACAGUUGGUUUAAAGAGAAUCAAACAUCAUCUGUUGGAUCUGGACAGAGUUUCAUAACUCAACAGAAUGGAAACUUCUACUGUAUGGCUCAGAAUAGAUAUGGAUCUCUGAGAUCAGCAGUUGUGUCUGUUAUAUUUGCAGAUGGACGUAAAGUUUGGAACAUAACUGCAGGAAUCGUAACUGCACUUAUCUGCAUCUGCGUUGUUAUUGUAUUAAUAAGAAUCGUAAGGAGAAAAACAACGGAUACUGGAGUCAGUGACAGAUUAAAACAGUUAAACGUCAGCAUGACGGCGGCAGAUCAGAUACCUGCACAUCUCACCGCAUCAGCUUCAAAGCAAGUCAAACAGAAUGAUUUGUACGCAUGCAUUGCUCAUCAUAGACCCAGCGCAUCCAACAGAGAUCAGACUGCGGGAAAUGAUGAAGAUGUUCAGUACGCCAGUGUCCAUCGCUACCAAAACACAAAGAACAAUAAGGAAGAUGCUGAAUCUCACUAUGGAAAUGUUAGCAAUCACUAUCCUGCCGUUUCAUCCAGAUCUAAUGCUGGACUGGUGGAAGACUCCUCGGUCAUCUACAGUAGCAUUAAGGUCACAUAAACACAUCAUCCGAUGAAUUAAAACAAACUCCAUUGUGGAACUUUUCAAUUCAAUAAAUCAAAACAGCUUCGUGAUACAAGCACAAUAGAAACCCUUAUAAUCCCAUUGUUUUGCACAUGCAUAGGACAACAGAAUGAUGUGCAGCUUUACUUGACCACCAGCAGAGGGCGACAGCGCAAGACUUCAGUCAUGCAUCCACUUUUAUCACGUUUUUUAUGUAAAAGGCUUUUCAGUAUAGUUUUUUUUUAGUUCUGUGUCUUGUAAUGGUUUAUGUACCCUUAUUUGUAUAAUACAAAUUGUUCUUCAUUUAUGGAAAAAAAAUCCUUCACUCUUAUCACAUCUAGCUGAGACUUUCACUUUCAGACACAUCCCAUCAUUACGAGACUUCAUAGAAAACAACUCGAGAGACUAUGGCACUCAUUUAAUACACAAGAAUAAUAAAUGAAACAUAAACUGCACUAAAUGAAGUCGUAGGCCAUUUAUUUAAAAAAGGUUAAAUUAAGUAAAUUGGUUUCAUGGCUAGACUGCAUAAUAAAAUCACAAAUGUUUACUUUACAAUUAUUGUAAAACACUUGAUAUUUUCUUGAUAUCUCACACUUGCAGUAUAAACUUUGCAUACAUAUGAUGCUGGAGACAGAAUGAUGUUUUUGACACUCCCUUGCACAGUAUGUGAGGGUUUAUUUUUUAAAUCUUUGAGUACUGUGUAGAUCUGGUACAUUUAGUUGUGUUUGAGAAGACCGAUAAGUUUAUAACAUUUAUUUAAGACAUUCUUUGCAAUGUAUUUUUGAAGAUUUGAAUGAACCGUGUUGGAUCACACGAGUCUCAUAAUGGUGGUAGGCUGCUGUCGCUUUAAGAGCUGACGGGGAAACCUGUGACUUGCUCACCUAAGAUCAUAGAAAGACUUCAAAGUUUCACCUCUGGGCUUUAGAGGAAACAUGCUGCACAUAUGAAAAGCGAGAAGACACAUUAAACAAUAAAAGACAAGUGACAACCAAUACACAAUGAGUGUGUUAUAAUAGUUAAUCGGUUAUAGAUCUUAGAAAAUCUUAUCUGUUAUGAUUGCUUUCAUUACAGUUCACCUGUUGUCAUGUUUGUAAUGUUAGUCGUAUUACUAAUCUUAUUUACUGUCGUGUAGUGUGACAAAAUACUUCUGUCAAGAUAUGCAUACUUUCAUGUUGUUUUGCUGUCAUUUCCUGUGCCCCCCUUAGCUGCAGAGUGAGGAAAAAAGUCACUCAGCGUCACCUCAUCUUAAAAUAAAAGGU
This is a messenger RNA of Triplophysa dalaica, 4022 nucleotides long. RefSeq names its product B-cell receptor CD22-like. Bases 88 to 2760 code for a protein of 890 amino acids. The record is from RefSeq and is a predicted model, not a curated record. The transcript has 17 exons. NCBI's taxonomy places the organism in Eukaryota, Metazoa, Chordata, Actinopteri, Cypriniformes, Nemacheilidae.